This is a messenger RNA of Oryctolagus cuniculus (rabbit), 5173 nucleotides long. RefSeq names its product insulin receptor related receptor (gene INSRR). Gene Ontology annotation, biological process: positive regulation of kinase activity; cell surface receptor protein tyrosine kinase signaling pathway; multicellular organism development. The record is from RefSeq and is a predicted model, not a curated record. Gene Ontology annotation, molecular function: ATP binding; insulin receptor activity; phosphatidylinositol 3-kinase binding. Lineage: Eukaryota; Metazoa; Chordata; Mammalia; Lagomorpha; Leporidae. Gene Ontology annotation, cellular component: insulin receptor complex; plasma membrane; axon.
CCGCCGCGUUCUGGCCUUAUUUCCCCAACAGACCUGUCCACCCUCAGUUGUCAGGCUAAAUAUUUUGGCUUGCCGGGAGGGGCGGAGAGAACGGAGAGGGCCCAGCAAACCAAUCCGUUUCGAGUGGGGGCGGGCAAGGCGGGAGCUGGGCGCGGCCCCUGCGUGCCCGCCCCGGGAACGGCGGCAGAGAGCCCUGCCAGCUGGCGCUUGCGAGCCGAGCGCGCCCCGCGGGGUCCGGGGAGUGUCUCCCAGUCGUGUUCCCCGCGCCCCGGGGCUGCUCUCGGCGCUCCCCGGGAGCGCACGCGGGGCUUCUUUCUGCACCGCCUUCGGGGUCGCCAGGCCUUCUGGCCUGCCUCUGGCUCUGAGCCCUGUGUCACUUCUUCCUCUGGCUGCCCUGUCACCGUGUGCAUCUCUGUCCCACCUCUGUCUCCGGACUUACACUGAGGCUGUGUCCAGCGGCACUGUCUUUGUACUCCCUGUCUUAUUUCUUUCUCCCGCACUCUUUGUGCGGCAUUCCUUGUCUUAGCUCCUGGCCUUUCCCUCCUCUCUGUGGCCUGGGUCUCUGUGUCCCUUAGGAACUGUCAGGUCCUUUACCUCCCCGGAGCCACCUGGAGGACAGCCAGGACUGGGCACCAGCCAGACGGGGAACCAUGGCAGUGCUCAGCCCGUGGCCCUUGGGAGCAUGCCUGCUUGGGAUCCUUCUCUCCUUGGGAUUUGGCCUCGACACUCUAGAGGUGUGCCCCAGCCUGGACAUCCGCUCCGAGGUGGCAGAGCUGCGGCGGCUGGAGAACUGCAGCGUGGUGGAGGGCCACCUGCAGAUCCUGCUCAUGUUCACGGCCACGGGGGAGGACUUCCGCCGCCUCAGCUUCCCCCGCCUCACCCAGGUCACGGACUACCUGCUGCUCUUCCGUGUCUACGGCCUGGAGAGCCUGCGGGACCUCUUCCCCAACCUGGCGGUGAUCCGCGGCGCCCGCCUCUUCCUGGGCUACGCGCUGGUUAUCUUCGAGAUGCCGCACCUGCGCGACGUGGGGCUGCCAGCGUUGGGGGCCGUGCUGCGUGGGGCGGUGCGCGUGGAGAAGAACCAGGAGCUCUGCCACCUCUCCACCAUCGACUGGGGCCUGCUGCAGCCUGCGCCCGGUGCCAAUCACAUUGUGGGCAACAAACUGGGCGAAGAGUGUGCCGACGUGUGCCCGGGUGUGCUGGGGGCCUCUGGUGAGCCCUGUGCCAGAACCACCUUCAGUGGGCACACAGACUACAGGUGCUGGACCUCCAGCCACUGCCAGAGAGUGUGUCCCUGCCCCCACGGGCUGGCCUGCACAGCAAGGGGCGAGUGUUGCCACGCCGAGUGCCUGGGGGGCUGCAGCCAGCCUGAAGACCCUCGUGCCUGUGUAGCCUGCCGCCACCUCUACUUCCAGGGUGCCUGCCUCCGCGCCUGCCCUCCAGGUACCUACCAGCAUGAGUCCUGGCGCUGUGUCACGGCCGAGGACUGCGCCAGCCUGCGCGCCGUGCCUGGCCGCACCUCCACCUUCGGCAUCCACCAAGGCAGUUGCCUGGCGCAGUGCCCCCCAGGCUUCACCCGUAAUGGCAGCAGCAUCUUCUGCCACAAGUGUGAGGGGCUGUGUCCCAAAGAGUGCAAGGUAGGCACCAAGACCAUCGACUCCAUCCAAGCAGCACAGGACCUGGCGGGCUGCACCCACGUGGAGGGAAGCCUCAUCCUCAACCUGCGGCAGGGCUACAACCUGGAGCCGGAGCUGCAGCGCAGCCUGGGGCUGGUCGAGACCAUCACCGGCUUCCUCAAAAUCAAGCACUCCUUUGCCCUCGUAUCCCUGAGCUUCUUCAAGAACCUCAAACUGAUCCGGGGGGAUGCCAUGGUGGACGGGAACUACACUCUGUAUGUGCUGGACAACCAGAACCUACAGCAGCUGGGGUCCUGGGUGGCCACUGGCCUCACCAUCCCGGUGGGCAAGAUCUACUUUGCCUUCAACCCGCGCCUCUGCCUGGAGCUCAUCUACCGCUUGGAGGAGGUGACAGGCACGAGAGGGCGGCAGAACAAGGCUGAGAUCAACCCGCGCACCAACGGGGACCGCGCCUCCUGCCAGACUCGCACCUUGCGCUUCGUGUCCAACGUGACGGAGGCAAACCGCAUCCUGCUCCGCUGGGAGCGCUACGAGCCUCAGGAGGCCCGCGACCUGCUCAGCUUCAUCGUAUACUACAAGGAGUCCCCAUUCCAGAAUGCCACGGAGCACGUGGGUCCAGAUGCCUGUGGCGCCCAGAGCUGGAACCUGUUGGAUGUGGAGCUGCCCCUUAGUCGCACCCAGGAGCCAGGGGUGACCCUGGCCCCCCUCAAACCCUGGACACAGUAUGCAGUGUUUGUGCGGGCCAUCACGCUGACCACCGCAGAGGACAGCCCCCAUCCGGGGGCCCAGAGCCCCAUCGUCUACCUGCGCACCCUGCCUGCAGCACCCACGGUGCCCCAAGAGGUCAUCUCCACGUCCAACUCCUCCUCCCACCUCCUGGUGCGCUGGAAGCCACCCACGCAGCGCAACGGAAACAACACCUACUACCUGGUGCUGUGGCAGCGGCUGGCAGAGGACGCCGACCUCUACCUCAACGACUACUGCCACCGCGGCUUGCGGCUGCCCACCAGCAACACCGACCCGCGCUUCGACCGUGAGGACGGGGAACUUGAGGCCGAGACGGAGCCGGGCUGCUGCCCUUGCCAGCACCCACACCCUGGGCAGGUCGUGCCCCCGCUGGAAGCGCAAGAGGCUUCGUUCCAAAAGAAGUUUGAGAACUUUCUACACAAUGCCAUCACCAUCCCCAAAUCCCCUUGGAAGGUCACGUCCAUCAAUAAGAGUCCCCAAAGCGACUCGGGGCGGCACCGCCGGUCCGCCGGGACCCUCCGACUCGGGGGCAACAGUUCGGAUUUCGAGAUCCAGGAGGACAAGGUGCCCCGGGAGCGAGCGGUGCUGAGUGGCUUGCGCCACUUCACCGAAUACCGGAUCGACAUCCACGCCUGCAACCACGCAGCGCACACCGUGGGCUGCAGCGCCGCCACCUUCGUCUUUGCCCGCACGAUGCCGCACAGAGAGGCCGAUGGUAUCCCCGGGAAGGUGGCCUGGGAGGCUGCCAGCCGGAGCAGCGUCCUCCUGCGCUGGCUUGAGCCCCCGGACCCAAACGGACUGGUCCUCAAGUACGAGAUCAAGUACCGCCGCCUGGGAGAGGAAGCCACUGUGCUGUGCGUGUCCCGUCUGCGGUAUGCCAAGUUCGGUGGGGUCCACCUGGCCCUGCUGCCCCCUGGCAACUACUCUGCCCGGGUUCGAGCGACCUCACUGGCUGGCAAUGGCUCCUGGACAGAGAGUGUGGCCUUCUACAUCCCUGGCCCAGAGGAGGAGGACUCCGGGGGCCUGCAUGUGCUCCUCACCGUCACCCCCGUGGGCCUCAUGCUGCUCAUCGUCCUCGCCGCCCUGGGUCUCUUCUAUGGAAAGAAGAGAAACAGCACCCUGUAUACCUCUGUGAACCCAGAGUACUUCAGCGCCUCUGAGAUGUACGUGCCUGACGAGUGGGAGGUGCCUCGGGAGCAGAUCUCCAUAAUCCGGGAACUGGGCCAGGGCUCCUUCGGGAUGGUCUAUGAGGGGCUGGUGCAAGGCCUUGAGGCUGGGGAGGAGUCCACGCCCGUGGCCCUGAAGACGGUGAAUGAGCUGGCCAGCCCACGGGAGCGCAUCGAGUUCCUCAAGGAAGCGUCUGUCAUGAAGGCAUUCAAGUGUCAUCAUGUGGUACGUCUCCUAGGUGUGGUGUCUCAGGGUCAGCCAACUCUGGUCAUCAUGGAGUUGAUGACCCGUGGAGACCUCAAGAGCCAUCUUCGAUCUUUGCGACCUGAGGCAGAGAACAACCCUGGGCUCCCACGGCCAGCUCUGGGCGAUAUGAUGCAGAUGGCUGGUGAGAUCGCAGAUGGCAUGGCCUACCUUGCCGCCAACAAGUUUGUGCACCGAGACCUGGCAGCCCGCAACUGCAUGGUGUCCCAGGACCUGACCGUCAAGAUUGGGGACUUCGGGAUGACUCGGGACGUGUAUGAGACAGAUUAUUACCGCAAGGGUGGGAAGGGGCUGCUGCCUGUGCGCUGGAUGGCCCCCGAGUCCCUCAAGGAUGGAGUCUUCACCACCCACUCGGAUGUCUGGUCCUUCGGUGUGGUGCUCUGGGAGAUCGUGACGCUGGCUGAGCAGCCCUACCAGGGCCUCUCCAACGAGCAGGUGCUCAAGUUCGUCAUGGACGGCGGGGUCCUGGAGGAGCUGGAGAGCUGUCCCCUUCAGCUGCAGGAGCUGAUGAGCCGCUGCUGGCAGCAGAACCCGCGCCUGCGUCCAACCUUCACCCACAUCCUGGACAGCAUACAGGAGGAGCUUCGGCCCUCCUUCCGCCUGCUUUCCUUCUACUACAGCCCAGCGUGCCGGGGUGCCCGGGGCUCCCUGCUGCCCGCCGACGCAGAGCCCGACUCCUCACCCAACCCCAAAGGGCCCUCCCUGGACUGCAGCCCCCAAAACGGGGGGCCCAGGGCACUGAGGGGCACCCCUUCCCCAGCUUACCGGCCUCCCAUGGGCAGAGAGGAAGAGACCUGACCUUUGUGGCCGGGAGGUACCCGGAUGUUCACACACCCCAACCCCCCAGCCCCUACUCACAUGGGAUGGGAUGGGACCGGGGUGGGGGGAGGGGGCAGCCAAGAGCAGGAACAGGAGGGAGGGGACCAGAGCAGGUCUUCUGCUGAUGUCUGAUUUCACAUGCUUGAAACCAAAGGAGCAGCCAGACCCCGGCUGGGGACCCCUGGCCAAGUCAGGAUGCUGGGACAGGGUGUCUCUGGGACUCACUUGAUUAUCACUGCUCUUCACUCAUCCCUCUGCCCCUAAGCUGCCUGGCCUAGGGAGAACGGCCAGCCCAGCCACUUCCUCUCCUCUUGCCCCACCCAGGGACCCCCAGCUUGGUGCUCCUCCCCCUCCCCCAGGGGCAUCCCUUGGUUGCAUCCACCCCCUUUUCCAGCCCCUUCCCCCUCAGUUAUUAGCCUCGGAUUAUUAAGGAUUUAAGAGCCCGGCUUCCUCUCUCCCCUCCCCCACCCUCGCCCCCCCACCCCCUGCCUCCCACGGGAAGAGUGGAGAAGGCACAAUAAAUGCUGAGGUCUGUUUGU